Molecule: messenger RNA, 3223 nt
Organism: Labrus bergylta (ballan wrasse)
Lineage: Eukaryota; Metazoa; Chordata; Actinopteri; Labriformes; Labridae
Gene: gle1
Product: GLE1 RNA export mediator
Biological process (GO): poly(A)+ mRNA export from nucleus
Cellular component (GO): cytoplasm; nuclear pore; nuclear pore cytoplasmic filaments
Molecular function (GO): translation initiation factor binding; inositol hexakisphosphate binding; phospholipid binding
Source: RefSeq, a predicted model, not a curated record
UCUCGUCGGUUUGUCAUUGAUGUAACCCAUCCGGUGUUUUCAAACUUAGCCCAGCGUUAGCAUGAGUUCGUAGUUUGGGUUUUUUAAUUUCUCAUCUCGCUGCGAUGCCUGCUGAAAAUCUGCGAUGGGAAACUUUAGAGGCCUUAAAGAAGUCCACCAAGGCCAAGAUCCCGUUCGACCCGUACUGGUCCGAGAGGGGAGAGGACAUUUUGGCGGGCUGCAGAGAGGACCUCAGCUUGUCCCCGCGCUCCGGGGUCGUUCUGGAGCGUCUGGGUCCUUUACCUCCACAGACCUCCAGGAGCUUUCUGGGCUCCAGCUCAGGAGACUCGAGCCCCGGCCUCUCAGAGGAGAACUCUGCGUCGGCGUCCUCCUCGGGAUCCAUCCCGGACAUCAACGGGAGGAGCAACACGCUGCAUUCAGCUCCGCCUUUUAGGACGGACAGUGAGCAGGCUGUCGAGCUGAAGGAGGAAGAUGCAGAUAUCAGCGAUGUUUCCACUCCUGUUUCUCUUCCCACCAUUUCUCUCCUGUCACCCAAAGCCAUGGAGACGGCCGGACGCAUUCUCAAGUUUGAGGAGAAACAGCGGGAAAAGGCGAAGAUGGCGCUCAAACUGCGGCAGGAGAUGCAGGAGAAGCUGGUGGCGGCGGUGGCGAGCUCCGAGUCGGAGCAGCUGAAGCGUUUCGAGGAGUUCAUGGAGCUGAAACAGAGACAGGAGUACCAGAGCAUGAGGGACAUGAUGGACCGAGAGACGAAAGAGAGCAUCGGGCGACAAGAGAAGCUGAAGGAGGAGCAGCGACACAGGAUGAAGAUCCUCAACCUGCGGCUGCGGGAGGCGGAGCAGCAGCGCCUGAAGGAGGCGGAGCUCGAGCGGCAGCGUCAGGUGGAGGGCAGGGAGAGGCUGAGGAACCUGAACACCAUCCAGGAGGAGAUCCUGCAGCUCAACCAGCUGCUGGAUCCGUCCAAGCUGUCCAAAACCGACCUCCCCGCCGCCAGCCUCAGCUCCCUGAGCGCCCGCGGGAACCAGCUGUGCUCGCAGGUGUCCGAGGUCGUGAGGAAGACGGCAGAGGGAGAGUUUCCCAGCGUGGAGGACAUGGCGGUGGCCGAGCGAGCGCUCCACGAGAUGCGGGCGCAGAUCCGGCUGAUGCAGGAGGAGGUCGCCGAGGCUCAGGAGCAGAAGAAGAAGGAGCAGGCGGAGGAGAAGGAGGAGCUGAGGAAGAAGGCGGCGCUCCAGGCGCAGCAGGAAGCGCAGAAGAAGGCGGAGCAGUCGGCCAAAGAGAAGGCGCAGAGGAAAGGUCUGCAGAACAGCGCCGAGGACGGCACGCUGAAAUGGUUCAAGGAGCUGCAGGAGUCGGCUGCUCAGUGCGCCAAGUCCUUCGAACAACUCAGCUCCCCGAAAGACGCACAGACUAAGAAGCUCAAGCUGGAGCUCCAGAAAGCCGCCAGCAUCCCCGUCAGUCAGAUCUCCAGCAACUCCGGAUCACAGCUCCGAGAAAUCUUCGACAAGAUCGACAAGCUGGUGUCGGGCCGGGCGGUGGUGUCGGGGGGGCGCUCCGUCUCCACCUCGCAGCAUCCUAAAGGCCUCGACUUCGUCUGCUACAAACUGGCUGAGAAGUUUGUGAAACAAGGAGAGGAGGAGGUGGCGUCCCAUCAUGAAGCGGCGUUCCCCAUCGCCGUGGUGGCCUCGGGCGUCUGGGAGCUUCACCCUCGAGUCGGCGACUUCCUCCUCGCCCACCUGCACAAGAAAUGUCCGUACGCCGUCCCUCAUUACCCCCCGAUGAAGGAGGGCAUGGCGGUGGAGGAUUACCAGAGGAUUCUCGGUUACCGCGUGGACGACUCCGGGGUCGAAGGUCAGGACAGUUUCCUGAAGAGGAUGUCGGGGAUGAUCCGUCUCUACGCCGCCAUCAUCCAGCUCAGGUGGCCCUACGGCGCCAAGCAGGGGUCUCCUCACGGUCUGAACAACGGCUGGCGAUGGCUCGCUCAGAUGCUCAACAUGGAGCCGAUCGCCGACAUCACGGCGACGCUGCUGUUCGACUUCCUGGAGGUGUGUGGUUACGCUCUGGUGAAACAAUAUCAGUAUCAGUUCUGGAAACUCAUCCUGCUGCUUAAAGAGGAAUAUUUCCCCAGGAUUGAAGCGGUGACCAGCACGGGACAGAUGGGCUCCGUCAUCAGACUCAAACAGUUUCUGGAGACGUCUCUGCAGAGCCGACAGAUCAGCCCGCCUAAAGGCCAGCUGAGCGCCACCUUCUGGAGGACGUGAUGGAGGAGGGCGGCGUGAUGGACGCUGCUGGGUGACGGCGUUUAGGACACAAUAAAUCAGAGAGGAAACGAUGAAGAGAGACUGACUGCACGGUCGCCUUGACGAUGUUUGAACGCUGAGCUUUUUGUCCGUUUGUCUUCAUCAGGAUGAGUUCGAGGCCGCAGCUCGAUUUAAAAACAAAAACAAAACUUGAGCCUUUGUAGAUCAAACGGCGACAACAGUCAGGUGUUCUGGAAGUCCAUUUCUCUUCGUGAUUGAAAUUAAAAGCAUCCUGUGAUUCAUUAGAGAGAGGAAUAAUCAUCAAAACACCCGUCCUCUCAGUUUACGGUGUCUGUGGGUUUCUGGGAGUUGUAGUUCAAACAUGCAUCUGUAGUUCUAUCACCGCUGCUUCUUCCAUCUUUAAAAUGCUCCUCCUAAUCUUUGAGUGUGUGUAACCAAAGAGCAGAUGUAACGAUGGUGUGAACUAAUCCUGCUCUGGGUUGAGAUGUGAGCGUCUCCUGCAUGUUGACCUUUGAACCCGCUCAGCGAACUCACUGUCGGGCUGUUUGCUUCACUUUAUCUCUUUUGUGUUGACGUCCAGCUGGAGGUAAAUACGAUUUAUAUUCUGUCUGUUUUUAAGAAGUCUCCACGGCCUCUGUUCAAAUCAAAAAUAGAGUUUCAUGAUAUGAACUUUGAUAUUUAUUUUAUUUUUUUAUGUAAUCCAGCGUGAGGAUGGCGGGUUAGAGCUGUUGUUGAAUCAAUGUGAGCGAUGUUUUCACCUCCCAUCAGAAAUGUAAACGUGCUGACGUUAUCGGUCAGGAUUUCAGAAACGAACGAUUCGGUGACGUCACGUUGAAACAGGAAUGUGACUGAGUGGAAGUGUGUGUGUGUUUAAGCUAUAAUGUUGGUUUUUACAUGAGAUGUAAUCUGCAUUAAAUUCACAAAUGUCUGAAAUAAAAACUUCCUCUGCAGUUUAUCGGAUACUUUCA